AUAUGGUGUGAAAUCCUUCUAUCUUUCUCUCUCUCUCAUCUACAUACUCCGGUAAAUCUUGUUAUUCUAUAUCUUUUAGAUUUCAGAACCCCAAGCUCUAUUCAUUCAUCUCCUACUUCCAAAAAUCCCAUCUAAUUAAUUUCUUCCUCGAUCCAUGAAGCUAGUGAAACACCUCUGAUCUGAUAUCCUUCUCUUAAGUUUCUUGACCAUUUUUUUUUCUUUUUUGUAGAAAAAUAGGUUUUGAUUGACACUAUGAGAGCAGGAGGUGGCACGGUGCAGCAAGCCCUUACCACAGAGGCUGCAAAUGUUGUGAAGCAAGCUGUAGCUCUUGCUAGGCGGCGCGGCCAUGCUCAGGUGACACCCUUACAUGUUGCCAGUACCAUGCUUUCUUCAACAACGGGCGUCCUCCGGACGGCAUGCAUUCAAUCUCACUCCCAUCCCCUUCAGUGCAGAGCCUUAGAGCUUUGUUUUAACGUUGCUCUCAACCGCCUUCCGGCUUCCACCUCGAGUCCCAUGUAUGGGACUCAUUCUCAAUUUCCUUCCAUAUCCAACGCCUUGGUUGCAGCCUUCAAGCGUGCUCAGGCUCACCAGCGCCGCGGCUCCAUCGAGAACCAGCAGCAGCCCCUCCUAGCUGUCAAGAUAGAGCUUGAGCAGCUCAUUAUAUCAAUUUUAGAUGAUCCUAGCGUGAGUAGAGUCAUGAGGGAAGCUGGUUUUUCUAGUACACAAGUUAAAAGCAACGUCGAACAAGUCGUCUCUUUAGAAAUAUGUUCUCAAAAUGCUCCUUCCGCACCUAGUAGUAAGUCUAAUAAGGAGAGUAACAAUACUUUAGCACUCUCUCAAUCAAGUACUCAAGUGGAAGAUAAAGUAGUGAAGCCUCGGGGAUCGGAACCAAUUAGGAAUGAAGAUGUCAUGUAUGUCAUAGAGAAUUUGAGGAACAAAAAGAGGAGAAGUCUAGUUGUAGUAGGAGAGUGUAUUUCUAGCAUUGAGGCUGUAGUUAGGGCAGUGAUAGACAAAGUUGAUGAGGGAGAUGUUCCUGAGUCACUAAGGGAAGUAAAAUUCAUAACCCUCUCUUUCUCCUCUUUUGGGCACCUAAAUAGACUAGAGGUGGAAGCGAAACUUGAAGAGCUCAAGAGACUAGUGAGGAACUGUAUAAGCACAGGGGUGAUUCUGAAUUUGGGAGAUCUUAAAUGGGCAAUUGAGUAUAGGGCCAGUUCUAGUGAGCAAGUGAGGGGCUAUUAUUGUCCAGUUGAGCACAUGAUCAUGGAGCUUGGGAAAUUGGUUAGUAGUGUGGGGGAAAAUGGCAGGUUUUGGAUCAUGGGAUUUGCUACUUUCCAAACUUUCAUGAGAUGCAAAUCUGGCCAUCCAUCAAUGGAGUCUGUUCUGGGUCUUCAUCCUCUAACAAUCCCUGCAGACAGCCUGCGCUUGAGUCUCAUCACUGAUAGUGAUUUACAAAGUCAGUCAACUAGCAAAAGAGGCGAAAAUGGGUCGAGUUGGCUUUCUCUUGAAGGAGGAGAGGAGAAGACACAGCUCACUUGCUGUUCAGAUUGUUCUUCGAAGUUUGAAAUUGAAGUUCAAAGCUUACAAAAUAGUAAUACUAAUACUCAGUCUACCACUUCAACUCUUCCUGCAUGGCUUCAACAAUGCAAAGAUGGGAACAAAGGACUUGGCUGCAAUAAUAAGGACUCUGCUCCAGACGUCAGAGAGCUUUGCAGAAAGUGGAACUCAUUUUGCAAUUCAGUCCACAAACAACCAUUUACUUCUGAAAGAACCCCCACGUUUUCUUCUGUGUCACCAUCUUCUACUUCUUGCUUUUCAUAUGACCACCAAUACCCCACUGCGCAUCACAACCACCGUGAAUGGCCACCAAUGGUUGAACCCAGACAACACCCUUGGAAUGCUGAAACCAGUUUAAGAUUGUGUAUCCCGGAAAGCAAGGAUGAUCAUAAACAACCAUUAUCAUCCUCCCCCAACUCAGCUUCUUCCAUCGAUUUCAUGGAGAUGGAGAGCAUCCGGAGGUUCAAAGAGUUUAAUACUGAAAACCUGACAAUCCUAUGCAGUGCCUUGGAGAAGAAGGUGCCGUGGCAGAAAGACAUAAUCCAUGAGAUUGCGAACACUGUCUUGAAAUGCAGGUCUGGAAUGGUGAAAUGGAAAAUGAACGCAAGGCAUGGGGAAUCAAAAGAAGAAACCUGGUUGUUCUUCCAAGGAGUGGAUGUUCAAGCCAAAGAAAAGAUAGCUAAAGAGCUAGCCAGGCUUGUUUUCGGUUCCCCAGAGAAUUUAAUUAAAAUUGCUCUGAGCAGUUUCUCCUCUACUCGAGCCGACUCCACUGAAGAUCACAACCGGAACAAAAGAUUAAGAGACGAACAUCAAUGCAGUUAUAUUGAAAGGUUUGCUGAAGCAGUGUCGUCUAACCCACAUAGAGUAUUCUUCAUGGAGGAUGUUGAGCAAGCGGAUUAUUGCUCUCAACUGGGGUUCAAGAGAGCAAUGGAAAGAGGAAGGAUUGUCAGUGGAAAUGGAGAGGAAAUCAGUCUUGGUGAUGCCAUCGUUAUCUUGAGCUGCGAGAGCUUCAGCUCGAGAUCGAGAGCCUGCUCUCCUCUCACCAAGCAAAAAUUGGAAGGGAUUGGGGAAGAAAGGGGUAGUUCAUUGGGGGAUACAAGUCCUUGUGUGACACUAGAUUUGAAUAUUUCUAUUGACGAGGAUGGCCUUGAGGACCAAUCAAUUGAUGAUAUUGGGCUUCUUGAAUCUGUUGAUGGGGGAAUUGUUUUCAAAACUCAGGAUUUGUAGUUCAUGUCAUCAGUUUUUCCUCUUUUUUUUUUUUUUUUUUUGAAACUAUCUUUUGUUUCCAUUUGUAUCUUUAGAUUCUUAGAUACUCCUUGGAGCUGGAAAAUAGG
Molecule: messenger RNA, 2888 nt
Organism: Rubroshorea leprosula
Lineage: Eukaryota; Viridiplantae; Streptophyta; Magnoliopsida; Malvales; Dipterocarpaceae
Source: the annotation of a GenBank genome assembly